Pollicipes pollicipes is the source of this 601-nucleotide messenger RNA. Its product is annotated as D-glucuronyl C5-epimerase. The record is from RefSeq and is a predicted model, not a curated record. Gene Ontology annotation, biological process: heparan sulfate proteoglycan biosynthetic process. Gene Ontology annotation, cellular component: Golgi apparatus. NCBI's taxonomy places the organism in Eukaryota, Metazoa, Arthropoda, Thecostraca, Pollicipedomorpha, Pollicipedidae. Gene Ontology annotation, molecular function: heparosan-N-sulfate-glucuronate 5-epimerase activity.
GGAUCCGUAAGGUCACAUGGGCUGUAGCAGGUCCUGAAAACUCUACCAGUGGCUUUAAAGUCUCAAAUAGCUAAGAGAAUGAACUGAAGGGGCACAUUCAGCAACACACAUUUAAAGACGGGUCUGGGGCCAGCCCAGUCCGGCGAGAUGCGCUGGUGGGCGCGUCUGGUGGCGCUGGCCGUCGCUGUCACCAUCAUCCUGGCUAGCCUGAGCUUCUGGACCCGCUGCGGCGACGAGCGGACCUCGGCCGGUCAUGACGCCCGGCCGCCAGACCGUGCCUCCGCCCUUUCCCAGAUGGACUUUCAGCUGACUGAUUUUGACAAGAUGUCGGACUUGAAAUGCACUAUCAACGAUGAAUACUCCAUUGACUGCAAAUCAUCCGAGAAAGAAGUAUAUUUCCCUUUCACAUUCAUCAAGAAAUAUUUUGAGGUAUAUGGGGAGCUGUCGGAGGAGCGGGGCCGGCGCGUCUUCAAGUGGUCGCACAGCUACGGCAAGAUAUUUCCUCCUGCUGAGCCGUACCGACCGGACGGAGAGUUCAUGUACUUCGGCUCCUACAGCGUCGAGAAGCGUGACCGGGUCAAGUGUGUCAGCGGAGAGCACG